CAUGCUUCAGAAAACAGAAACCCGCCUACUGGUAAAAGUUCUUGCUGGGUUCCUGCGCUGUAAUGAACACUAAUCCAUAAGGCCCUAAAUACAAUUGAUCGGAGCUGCUUCUAAAAUGGGGCGGCUCGAAGGGAAGGUAAUACUGCUCUCUGCCGCAGCCCAAGGAAUUGGCCAAGCGGUGGCUAAAGCUUUUGCAAAAGAAGGAGCUCAAGUUAUUGCUACAGAUAUCAAUGAGUCCAAACUUCGAGAACUGGAAAGUUAUCCAGGAAUUCAGAUCCGGGUGCUUGAUGUCACCAACAAAGAACAAAUUGAAAAAUUGGCCAAGGAGGUGAAGAAAAUCGAUGUUUUGUGCAAUAUUGCAGGUUUUGUUCAUCAUGGGACUAUUUUGGACUGUGAGGAAGAAGACUGGGCCUACACAAUGGAUGUCAAUGUUCGUAGCAUGUAUCUCAUGAUCAAAACAUUCCUGCCUAAGAUGCUUGAGCAGAAAUCUGGUAACAUUAUCAACAUGUCUUCUGUGGCAUCCAGUAUCAAAGGGGUUCCCAAUAGAUGUGUCUACAGUACUUCAAAAGCAGCAGUUAUUGGCCUCACCAAAUCUGUAGCUGCUGACUUCAUUGAAAAAGGAAUCAGAUGCAACUGUGUUUGUCCUGGCACUGUUGACACUCCUUCUCUGAGGGAAAGAAUCCAAGCAAGACCUGAUCCAGAACAGGCACUAAAAGAUUUUCUCGCCAGGCAGAAGAUGGGCAGAUUGGCUACCGCUGGGGAAAUUGCCCACCUCUUUGUAUAUCUGGCUUCUGAUGAAGUCAAGGAAUAGAGAUUCAAGAAUAGGGAAUCUGAAGCCAUCUACUUCCAGACAUUGCAGAGUUCUAGCUUCUGGCAGUCUCAGAUUAUAUGGCCAGUUGUGAAACCAUUACAAUGUGAAGCUCCAUUUGGUUUAUGUUGAUUUUUUUGACCAUAACCUACAGACGUCUUGGAACGGUACUUUAUUGCAGUCAUCAAGUAUCACAAGUUCCCCACUCCUAAUUUAAUGCCAAAUUUAAAACUCAGAAGAUGGUUCAUGCAAUUAGCAGUUUUAAUGGUAAUAAAACUUUAAUAGUAGCACAAAGUCACCAGUUCAGUCUGAGGCCCCUAAUAGCAUAAUGAUUAGCACAGCAAUCUUGUUCUGCACCAAUGUCCUUCUGUAUUAUUGCAUUACAGUCCCAUUUAAGAAAUGCAUUAGUCUGCGUGACUAAUAAUCCCCCUCCCCAAAAAAAAUCUGAAAACAGUUCCAAAUUUCUUUCAGAAGAUUAAAAAAGUAUGAUAUGUGCAAGAAUUAGUCUAAUAGAAAUAAUCAUGUGCUGUAUGGGACAUUAUGGUUAUUGUGAACUUCAGCCCUUAUUUCCUUGAAAUAUAAAUCAAGAUAUGUGUGGUAAAUGUGCCACUGGAAAGAUGUCAUGCACAUAUUUAUUGCCACAAUAAAUACCAUGCAAAAUGGAUUAGUAAAGAAAGGGGAUGUGUCCUUCAGUCAAAUAGUAGUUUUAAUUCUGGCACCAACUGCACUGUGUAUUUCAAUUGAGAAAAAGUAUUUUAACCUUUGACAAUCUAAAUCUUAUCUGACAUGCAAAAUAAUUCAUCUGUAAAAUUUUGGAUUAUAUGGCUACAUCCCAUAAUCAACCAAGGUGGCAUUACAAUAUUUUGAGCUUUAUGUGUAGGAUUUCAACACCAUUAAAAAUAACUUUAUAACAAAAAUUGCGUGGUGUUUAAUUAUAUAAGGGGAUAAGUCAGAUUCAACUGGCAAAUAGAUUUCCUUAAACAUGAAAUUGUUUUCGCAGUGAAACCAAGUAUUUUCCUUCAAAUAUUUCUUC
Thamnophis sirtalis is the source of this 1841-nucleotide messenger RNA. The record is from RefSeq and is a predicted model, not a curated record. Lineage: Eukaryota; Metazoa; Chordata; Lepidosauria; Squamata; Natricidae.